GUUCCGGUCGUGUUGUAUCGUCCAGUUGCGGUGGAGAGACGGCCGCAGAAUAGACUCGUCGAUACCUGAUCCCAGAAGGCGCGCAAGAUGCAUGCCACCUUUCCAAGCUACCAUCUGCCCAUGGUCAGCGAUAGCCUUGGGAGGAUGCCUCGUUUUCCGUUCCGCCUCUCCAAGCAUGCCUUCUAUGAUCGACCAUAGCAAUGGCGACAUCGUGGGCCCUGUCAACGUUCAGAGGGGCAUCAGUUUAGGUGCCGCAAAAACGAAUGGCCCGACAGCGGUCCUACUAGAACUACAUGACUCUUCGAUCAUCUCGAGAGGUGCCAUAUCUGUAGUGCAUUUCAUGGCAGUCCGGCACGCGUAGCGUACGCACUGCGGCCAUAGUGGGGAGUGGCGUUGUCUUCCUGAGCAAUGCGUGGUGAGUGAGAUCAGGUGUAUGACGUACGCUACAGGCUGACCAUACAAUACCGAAGGAGACAAAAUAUCGUUGGUCACU
Fomitopsis serialis is the source of this 493-nucleotide messenger RNA. RefSeq lists its product as uncharacterized. The record is from RefSeq and is a predicted model, not a curated record. Lineage: Eukaryota; Fungi; Basidiomycota; Agaricomycetes; Polyporales; Fomitopsidaceae. The transcript is spliced from 2 exons. The coding region runs from base 92 to 361 and encodes 89 amino acids.